Molecule: messenger RNA, 3171 nt
Organism: Toxorhynchites rutilus septentrionalis
Lineage: Eukaryota; Metazoa; Arthropoda; Insecta; Diptera; Culicidae
Exons: 1
Coding region: 1-3171 (1056 amino acids)
Biological process (GO): DNA integration; proteolysis
Molecular function (GO): nucleic acid binding; aspartic-type endopeptidase activity
Source: RefSeq, a predicted model, not a curated record
AUGAAUCCAGAGAACGAUGGAAUUAUCACCUGCAAAAUCGAUCAGCAUCCAGUAGACUUCUUGAUCGAUUCAGGAGCAGCAAUCAACACGAUUACUGAACAAGUUUGGGAGAGACUUGUGAAUGUCAAUGCAACUCUGUUCAAAAAAAGAUUCCACUGUGACCGAAAGUAUCUGGCUUACGCUACCCAAGAACCAUUGCAGGUAUUGGUAAUAUUCGAAGCAUGGAUUUCGAUAAAUGAAUCCAAACCGAAGAGUUACGCCGAAUUUUUUGUCAUUGAAGGGUCCCAAAAAUCACUACUAAGUAAAAGAACGGCAGAAGAUCUAAAGGUGUUGAAAGUCGGGCUUGAGGUACAGCAUAUUUCAGCUAAAAGUGAAUCAUUCCCAAAAUUCCCCAACGUUCAGGUGAAGUUGUCGAUAGAUAAAAGGGUACCGCCGAGAAAAAUCGCAUACUUACGAAUUCCUGUGGCUAUGGAAAAGAAGGUCGAUCAAAAAUUAUUGGAAAUGUUGAACGGUGAUGUUAUUGAACCGGUCGUAGGUCCCUCGGAAUGGAUAUCACCAAUGGUUGUAGUACCCAAGGGCAAAGAUGAUAUUAGGCUGUGUAUCAACAUGAAAUACCCCAAUGAAGCAAUAAAACGUGAGCAUUAUCCUCUCCCGAUGAUUGAUACAUUCUUGAAUAAACUCAGAGGGUCUACCGUCUUCUCAAAGCUUGACAUAACUUCGGCAUUUUACCACAUUGAAUUACACCCAGACUCUCGAGAUAUCACUACAUUCAUGACGAGCCGGGGCUUAAUGAGAUUCAAACGGCUCAUGUUCGGAAUCAAUUGUGCCCCGGAGAUAUUUCAGCGGGUGAUGACCGAGAUGUUAGUCGGAAUCGAGGGCGUUGUGGUGUAUAUCGACGAUGUUGUAGUGGCUGGAAGCUCAAAAGGAGAACACGACGCCCGUCUCCAGCAAGUACUGGCUGUUCUCAACAAAAACUGUGCCACUUUGAACAAAGCCAAGUGUCUUAUUGGAGUAACCGAACUAGAGAUCUUGGGUUUCAAUGUAAGCGCAGCGGGUGUAUGUCCUUCUGAUGAGAAGAUCUCAGCCAUUCGUAAUUUCCGUAGGCCAGAAACUAAAGAAGAAGUGCGGAGUUUCUUGGGACUGGUCAAUUUUGUUGGCCAGUUUAUUCCAGAUUUGUCAACGAGAUCUGAACCAUUGCGGCAAUUCAUGAGAGGGGAUGUUGAAAUCUUUGGGAAAGAUCAACAAAGAGCCUUCGAUGAUCUUCGAAACGAGCUCUCUAAAACCGUCCACAGACUAGGAUUCUACGACCCAAAUGAUAUGACAGAGCUGUACGUUGACGCUUCUCCCGUGGGCCUUGGGGCAGUGCUCACUCAGCGAAAUGGUGAACAGAUUCCGAGGAUUAUAAGUUUUGCUUCGAAGGGAUUAACAAAAACCGAAAGAGUGUAUCCCCAAACUCAACGUGAAGCGUUGGCAGUUGUAUGGGCCGUCGAGAAAUUCUACCCAUACUUGUUCGGCAUCCAGUUCACAGUGUUUACCGAUCAUAAAACAUUAGAAUAUAUCUACGGAGGGAAACACCAACAAGGAAAACGUGCAUGCUCAAGGGCCGAAGGAUGGGCAUUACGGCUCCAGCCAUACGAUUUCCGCGUAGAACACAUUCCUGGUUGCAAAAACAUUUCAGACGUUCUCUCGAGAUUGAUGGUACACCCUGAUGCAUCUUCAGACACACCCUUCGACGAAGCUACUGAGCAUUACCUUUACGCAGUUGGAGAGGGACCGACGGCAAUUUCUCUGCAAGAGAUAAAAAAGGGAACUGAGCAGGAUAAGGUUCUUAAAGCUGUGAUAAAAGCAAUAUACGAUCAGAAAUGGCCAUCCGAACUUUUUCGCUAUCAAGCGUUUCAUGAUGAACUGGGAAUAUUCGAGGGAAUUAUUGUCCGGAAUGAUAGGAUCGUCCUCCCGUCAAGCCUUAGAAAGAGAGCAUUGGCGAUUGCUCAUAGGGGACACCCAGGAGUAGUUACCAUGCGCCAAAAUCUGCGAGAAAAAGUUUGGUGGCCACAUAUGGAUCGGGAUGUCGGGGACCAUGUUCAAGAAUGUGCUGGGUGCGCUGCAGUUAGUUCACAAGGUCCACCGGAACCAAUGCUUCGCAAGAAAAUGCCAGAUCGUGCCUGGCAAGACAUAGCAAUUGAUUUUUUUUCGGCCAAGGAAUGUGCCACAUUCCUUGUAACUGUGGAUUAUUACAGUCGCUUUCUGAGGAUAACCGAGAUGAAGGGAACGAACGCUGCGAAAACUAUCCAUGCUCUCGAAGCAAUUUUCCGGGAGCACACAUACCCAGAAACCAUUCGGAGUGACAACGGGCCCCCGUUUUCCAGUGAGGAAUUUUCGAAUUACUGUGAAUCUAAAAACAUUCGACUGAUUCGUACAAUUCCCUAUUGGCCACAGAUGAAUGGUCUGGUGGAAAGACAAAACCAGGGUAUUUUGCGUACCCUGCGUAUUGCGAAAGCCAUCAAUACAGACUGGCGCAAAGCCAUCCAAGAUUAUGUAUAUUCAUACAACACGACGCCCCACUCCGUGACCGGAAAAUCACCAAUGGAAUUGAUGACCAGUAGACCGGUUAAGGAUCUACUGCCGUCUUUGCGGACUGAACCAUAUUGGCGCCGAGAUGAAGAAACCCGUGAUAACGAUGCGAUAAGGAAGAUGCAAGGGAAAAUCUAUGCGGACCAGCGAAGACACGCUAGAACAUCAGACAUCAAUGUUGGAGACAAAGUCAUGCUGAAAAAUCACGAAACUGGAAAGCUGGAGCCUAAAUUCAAACUCGACAAAUUCACUGUAGUCAAGAGAAGUGGCAAUGAUGUGGUCGUUACAAAUGACGAGGGCGUUCUAUAUCAUAGACCGGUGUCUCACCUGAGGAAAUGGCCUUUGGAAAAAGAAGUUCUACUAGAGGAAGCUACUUCAGCAGACGAUUAUCAUCUCACCCUUCACUCAGAUGAUACCAGGGAAAAAGGAGAAAGGACGAGCAACCUAACUACAAAUACAAAUUUACAACAUCAUACGGUAUUUUCUAGAGUACGUUCCUCAGCUACAACGAGCAAAAGUGACGAAGACGGAACAAACGAAAGCAGCGUCGCAAAGCGCCCCAAACGUGACAGAAAAAUGCCAACAAAAUAUAAUUCAUAG